AUGGCUUCGGACUCUGCGGCCACGUCUCGCCGCUUGUGGUCAAAGUUGGAAGACGAGAGGCUUAUUUCCCUCGUACAUCGUUUCGGCGAUAAGCAAGGCAAGGACGGAAACUGGACUGAGAUCUCGAAGCAUCUUCCCGGACGAUCCAAUAAGGACUGCCGAAAACGCUGGUUUCACUCAUUGGAUCCGGCUUUACGAAAAGGUCGCUGGUCCAAAGAAGAGGAUGAGCUUUUGCUUGCGGCUCAUCAGCGCUUAGGCCCUGCUUGGAAAGAUAUCGCACUCCUUAUCGAGGGCCGGAAGGAUGAUCAGUGUGCAAAAAGAUACAAUGAUAUUCUGGACCCUUCGGCCAAAGACCGACUGAAGAAUUGGUCACCUGAAGAGGACCAGUACUUAGCUGCCAAAGUUCAGGAGCUCGGUCACAAAUGGGCUGCCAUAUCCGCUAGAUUACCAGGUCGCCCUCCUCUGACUUGUCGAAAUAGAUGGAGGAGGCUCUCGAAGGACCUGUUGAGGGUAUCAGAGCAAACACCUGGAGAAAUCCGGUCUCCCAUUAGGCCAGCAACUAUCCCAAGGUCAAAGUCAAUCAGUUUCCCCACCAACGUGCCAUACUCCAUGAACUCGGAUUUAUUAAGAGAUAAUCAAGAGUUCCCUAUCUCUGCUGCGGAUAUGUCUCUAUGUCCACCCGACAACCCACUCUUAUCUCCAAUGUAUGGCGUAGAUGAUAUGAGCAUCCACAGUGCGCCUGUGUAUGGAUUGGACAACAUCAGUAUCCAUAGUACACAAACAUCCAACGGGCCAGGGAUAUCACUGCCUGACUUUUCGUUUCCAUCCAAUCCUUAUCACGACCCGUCAUAUGAGUCCGCCCCGGAAGGUCCAUCAUUCGCCCUACCAGAUCGCAACUACGAGUCAGAGCCAAAUAUGUUAACGGAUGUCUACCAACCGCGAUCAAUCUCCCAUCAAAAUUUCAUGCAUGGUCAUCGUUAUCCUUGGGUACCCCACCCGAGCAACACUUUGAAUAACAUCGCUUCUCUCGAUCUCGCCAAUACACAGGUGCAGGCUCACCAUCUUCCAUUCGACAAUUCUUCUAUCAUUCCAGAGGUUGAUGAAGAGCCGGAGUCGGUUAUGGAACAGGCUGCUGUUCGUCAAGCUCUCUCAUCUCAGGAUCAAUCUCUAAGUACUGGCGAUUUAUUGUCUGAGGCGAAUAGAUCAGGAUCUGUGCAGCAGUACCAUCACCAUUUUCAUCACCAUUAUUACCAUCAUCAUUAUCAUCAUCACUAG
Molecule: messenger RNA, 1275 nt
Organism: Penicillium angulare
Lineage: Eukaryota; Fungi; Ascomycota; Eurotiomycetes; Eurotiales; Aspergillaceae
Exons: 3
Coding region: 1-1275 (424 amino acids)
Source: RefSeq, a predicted model, not a curated record